CUCGUGCCCCGGCCAUCAUCAUCUUCAUCAUCAUCAGUCGGUAGCAGAGGAGCAGAUGAGGUGUUGGCAGCCGUCGCAGGACGCCACGGUGGUGGAGAUGAGCGCGCGCGGCGUGUGGAUGCUGACGGCGGUGGUUCAGGUCCUAGUUUUGGUUGGUGAGGCUGAACAAUCGUCAACAGUCCAGCAGGCAGCAGUCCUUUGCACACGGGGGUUUACUCAAGAUGACUACACCCUGGAACUUGAUGGAGAGCUGGCUGAGGGACAACCUGUCCUCAACGUGACGUUCAGGGACUGCGAUGGAGGAAGAGUAGCGCUGAAGGUGGAAAACUCUCCUCAUUUCUCUGUCAGUGAUGAGGGUGUGGUCUUCACUCUUCAUCAUCUCCACCUGCUGGAGAAGACCCAGUUGGUGAUCUCUGCUCGAGACCUGCAGUCUGGACUCGUCUGGAAAACCCGAGUCCAUCUCCAGAUUCAUCCACAUGGCAACAGCACCAAACCGCAGAUAAACCCUGGUGAUUUAACACUGACUGAACAAGCACCAGACAUCUUGUUUCCAUGGCGCAGCAUGGUAUCCAAGGGAGAUGGGACUCUACUGCGAGUGAAGAGGGACUGGGUGAUUCCACCCAUCAAUGUCCCGGAAAACUCCAGAGGACAGUUCCCUGAGGAUCUCGUCAGGAUUAGGUCAGACCGGGACAAGAACCGGAUGCUCCGCUAUAGUGUGACGGGCCCUGGGGCUGACCAGCCUCCAACUGGCAUCUUCAUCAUCAACUCCAUCUCUGGCCAGCUGUCGGUCACCAAACCUCUGGACAGAGAACACAUUUCCAACUUCCACCUGCGAGCUCAUGCUGUUGACAUGAAUGGGAAUCAAGUGGAGAACCCCAUUGACAUCGUCAUCAAUGUCAUUGACCAAAACGAUAACAGACCAGAGUUUCUGCACAACGUCUUCAACGGUUCUGUCCCGGAGGGAUCCAAACCCGGAACCUUUGUGAUGACUGUGACAGGAGUGGACAAGGAUGAUCCUAAAACAGCAAAUGGGAUGGUGAGGUACAGGAUCCUCUCCCAGAGUCCCAUGAGCCCGUCGUCCAACAUGUUUACCAUCAACAACCGGACUGGAGACAUCAUCACAGUGGCAGCAGGCCUGGACCGAGAGAAAGUCCCCCAGUACACCCUGAUCCUCCAGGCUACGGAUAUGGAGGGAAGCCCAAUGUACGGCCUCUCCAACACCGCCACCGCCAUCAUCAGGAUCACCGACGUCAACGACAACCCCCCAGAGUUCACCGCUGACCGAUUCUUUGGAGAAGUACACGAGAACCGAGUGAAUGUGAUUGUCGCCAACCUGACGGUGACGGACAAAGACCAGCCCCACACUCAGGCCUGGAGCACAAUCUACCGCAUCGUUUCUGGAGACCCCUCCGGACGCUUCUCCAUUUCCACUGACCCUGCAUCCAACGAGGGCUGGCUCACUAUUGUCAAGCCCGUUGAUUUUGAACAGACCCGUUCCUUCACGCUCAACGUUCAAGCAGAAAACGAGGCGCCUCUGGCCCCCGGCAUCCAACUCUCUCGUCAGUCUACGACUACAGUUUCUGUUCAUGUCCUGGACGUGAACGAGAGUCCAGAGUUCAGCCCCAAUCCCAAAGCUGUCAAGCUGGAGGAAGGUCUGCCUGCUGGAACACAGCUCACCACCUUCACUGCCCUGGAUCCAGAUCGCUUCAUGAGGCAGACUGUGCGGUACUCCAAGGUCUAUGACCCUGCUAGCUGGCUGAAGAUCGACCCUGUAAAGGGAGAGGUUUUAACCAUCGCCGUCCUCGAUCGAGAGUCUCCGUUUGUCAGGAACAACUACUACAAUGCUACCUUCAUUGCUUUUGAUGAUGCCCACCCCCCCGCCAGUGGAACAGGCACUCUUCAGAUUUUUCUCCUGGACGUCAAUGACAACGCGCCUCACGUUUUUCCCCCGGAGGUAGAAAUGUGCGAGAAGCCAGAUCCCAACGCCAUCAACAUCACAGCCAGCGAUCCCGAUCUUAGACCCAACGCUGGACCCUUUGCUUUUGAGCUGGCAAACCAUCCACAGGACGUUCGUCAGAACUGGACCCUCAGUCGCCUCAGUGGGGAGCAUGUACAACUUCGACUGAAGACCGGCGCCUUGGCCAGUGGAAUCUAUCAGGUUCCGAUCAUGAUCACGGAUUCUGGCCACCUGCCCAUGUCAAAGAAGUCCUUCCUGAAGGUCAAGGUCUGCCCGUGUGAUCACCACGGCGACUGUGUGGACAUGGAGAGAAUCAUGGCAAUGGGCCUUGGUACUGGAGCCAUCAUCGGCAUCCUCAUCUGCAUCAUCCUACUGUUGGUGCUGGUCCUGCUCUCUGUGAUGUGGAUGAAGAGGAGGGAUAAGGAGCGGCAGGCCAAGCAGCUCCUCAUCGACCCAGAGGAUGACGUGCGAGACAACAUCCUCAAAUACGAUGAGGAGGGGGGUGGAGAAGAGGACCAGGACUACGAUCUGAGCCAGCUGCAGCAGCCCGACGCUCUGGAAGCAGAAUGCAUCAAAGUGGGGAUCAGACGUCUAGAUGAGAGGCCCCUCCAUCAUGAUCACCAGUACCCCCUUCGCUCUGCUGCCCCCCAUCCAGGAGAUAUAGGAGACUUCAUCCACGAGGGAAUGAAGGCAGCAGACAACGACCCCACCGCCCCCCCGUACGACUCGCUGCUGGUGUUCGACUACGAGGGCAGCGGCUCCUCCGCCGGCUCCCUGAGCUCCCUGCACUCCUCCAGCUGCGGGGACCAAGAUUACGAUUACCUCGGCGAGUGGGGGCCGCGUUUCCGCAAGCUGGCAGAUCUUUACGGCGGAGGCCACGACUAGCCCCUCCCACCAUUAAGAACCACUAUGCCCACGUUCGCUUGACGGUGGCCGGACACACUGGAAGGAGCACCUCUGUAUUUCCACUGGACUGCUUGUCGAGGGGCGGGCUGCAGCUUUGGGAGGUGCCGCUUUGGCGAGCCGUCGGCCUUCUGGACGAGGUUUGAGCAAAUGCAAGUCACCAGAGCGCCGUGUCUGUGACAGCCAUGCUAAAGAUGCUCAUCAACACUUGAAUCUUUCAGUACAGCUGGUCAAAUGUGCCUUUGUACAUUCUCUCAAUUGUGUUCAGUGUUGCUUUAAAGCUCCCAGAGUUUGCAACAUCUGGAGGAGCACUCUGCCAUGACGGUGUGUGUCUGUGUGUUCGGUUUGCACUGCGUUCCUCGAAUGUGUCCGUGAGGAUGAAUGUGAUUCAUAUCUAACACACUGGAUGGAUCCAACUAAAGGGCAAAGUCUAAACUUCAACGCCUUGGAAGAUCCAACCAGCAAAAAUCCGUCUUCAUGCAGCUGUGGGUCACUGGGGUCAGCGAGGUCACCGCUCGUCAGCGGCUCCGGUGAGGGAUUUCAUUUUCUCUGAGAAUCGUCUAAAUUGAUUUAAGCCUUAAAAAUGUGGGAUUAUUGGUUUUAGGUUAAAUGUUAAAUAAAGUAGUGUUUGAAGAUAAAAACAGACGUGUGCCUGCUUAUGAUUUCUUAUUAAACUAGUGAAGAAUCCUGCAGUCUUAAGUUUAUUUUUGUUUGGAACUUGGACCCAUUUCAGAGAUUUUCUUUGUAGAUUUUACCUUUUAAAACCAAUCCAGUAAAAACUUAAUCUUCUAAUUACUCUCAUGGUGUAACUUUAAGUGUGAAGCUGUUGUAAUAACCUGUAAACAAACGAUCUCCAGGACUGCUGUGCCGGGAAACGAUUCUUGUAAUAUUCCAAAUAUGCAGAAUGAAGGAACGCCACGAUAAAGGCAGAAAAACAACUCAAAGCUGAAUGAGGGAAAGGAGGAGGCUCGUUUAAAAAUACCAUCUUAUUUAUUGCUAAACGGAGGAAAACUCCAGUUAGAGGUUAUUCCAUCAGUUUAUUGAUUUCCAUUGAUUCAAUGGGCAAAACCCGCAGAGUUUCAUCUUCCUCUGCUGUUUGGACGCUGAAGCCUUUCAAGCCUGGAUCUUCUGCGGCUCCACAUUCAGACCCAGAGCUGCUCAGAACGGCUCAUUUUUGCUUCUUGGGUUUUCUCAGACUUCACUAGACGUGUACAGUAAUGCUAGAGUUUAGAUGAACCGUUUCCAUCACUAUGUAACUUAUGCAGCUGGUUGCUAAUGGUGGAAGUCCUCAGUCAUGUUUGUAGCAGAGACUGUUGGGUUGUGACCACAUCGGCCUGGUUUCUGCUGCUGGUCUGCCUGUUUGUUCUCUGGCCAGCUAGACACGGAGACAUGUACAGAUUGUAAGUUUCUCUUCUUUUUGCUGUGGAAUACAAAGCAUUGUAAAUGUCAUUUGGAUCACAAAAUAAAAUGGUUUUGCAUGUUUGUAUCUUUUCA
Messenger RNA from Oryzias melastigma (Indian medaka), 4354 nucleotides. Its product is annotated as cadherin-2. The record is from RefSeq and is a predicted model, not a curated record. Gene Ontology annotation, biological process: adherens junction organization; brain development; synapse assembly. Gene Ontology annotation, molecular function: calcium ion binding; cadherin binding. Lineage: Eukaryota; Metazoa; Chordata; Actinopteri; Beloniformes; Adrianichthyidae. Gene Ontology annotation, cellular component: neuron projection; intercalated disc; postsynaptic density. The coding region runs from base 56 to 2842 and encodes 928 amino acids. The transcript has 16 exons.